UUCACCGUGUAUGGCUGUUGUUGCACUGGAGAAGACGGAGGAGAAAAAAGGGAGCGAAUGUGCGCUUUAGCUGGGAGAGAGAGAGAGAGAAAGAGAGAGGGGAGGGAGGACAGCGAGUGCGCGAACAGGCAGCAGCCAGGCGGGCACAUCAGCAACAGCGGCUGAGCAUCUUUCCCCCGAUCCUCGCCUCCUGAGUCUGCUUCUAUCAUUUAUUUUGGUGCCAAAUUUCUGCGUGGCGUGUGCGCCUCCGGCGGAGCCCCUCACAGCGCGGGGCUGAAGUGUCCAGAAGCGUCCGGCGACCGUUCACCUCCUACCGCUCACUUUCCUCCGGAGCUCGGUUUAUUCUUAGCUCAGCUGCAAGAGACACACACACACACAGAGAGAGAGAGGGGGAGACUGUCUGUCCUUCCGGUACUCUCUCUUAUUUCUCCCAGUUUCUUGAAUAUUUAAUGGAAAAUGGCGAUCUGCGCGCAGUCGAUCGGCGUUUUCUGCCUCUUCGCCGUACAAACUGUACUUAUUAUAUGCGUCUCCACACCGACAGCCGGGACCCACCACUUCCCACAGCACUACACGAUGAUUCACUGGGCCGGACGCAUUGAGAAGGAGCUGGAAAAGGUUCUUCAGCACGUUACCGGAGCUCAGCAGAUGAGAUCGAUUUAUAAUGAGAAGAAGAGCCAGUUUGAAAUCAAGAGAAACAACCCCAAGGAUCUGGUGGAGCGAGUGGCGCGGGACAUCUCCAAGCUGCUAAACAGCAAGAGCAAAGCCUUAGAGAAACUGGUCCGAGAGGCGGAGCAGCUGCAGAAGGAGCAUGUGUGGAAAGACGGCGUGACGGAGAAUGCCAUUUCAUACUACGAUUCGAAAGCGGAUUCAGACUAUCAGACGGAGGACGGAGAGGAGGAAGCUCCGCUGGAGACCUCGUCCUCCCUGGAGCUGGAGUUUGUCGACGAUCCAAAUUUUAAAAACAAGGUCAACUACUCCUCCAGUGCCGUCCAGAUUCCUACAGAUAUAUACAAAGGCUCGCCUGUGAUCCUGAAUGAGCUCAACUGGACGCAGGCUCUGGAGCGAGUCUUCAUCGAAAACCGGCGCGAGGACAGCUCCCUGCGCUGGCAGGUGUUCGGCAGCGCCACGGGCGUGACGCGGUACUACCCAGCCACUCCUUGGAGGGCGCCCAACAAGAUUGACCUUUACGACGUCCGCAGAAGGCCAUGGUAUAUCCAAGGUGCAUCGUCUCCAAAGGACAUGGUCAUCAUUGUAGAUGUGAGCGGCAGUGUCAGCGGACUCACUCUGAAGCUCAUGAAAACCUCCGUCAUAGAGAUGCUUGACACGCUAUCAGACGAUGACUAUGUCAAUGUGGCGAAGUUUAAUGAAAAGGCCGAGGCUGUCGUCCCUUGCUUCAGGACUUUGGUCCAAGCCAACGUCCGCAAUAAGAAGAUCUUCAAGGAAGCCGUCACGCAUAUGCAGGCCAAAGGAACCACAGACUACAAAUCAGGCUUCACGUUUGCCUUCGAGCAACUUCUCAAUGAGAGCAGUGCCCCGAGGGCCAACUGCAAUAAGAUGAUAAUGAUGUUUACAGAUGGCGGUGAAGAUCGUGCUCAGGAAAUCUUUGAGAAGUAUAACUGGCCCAACAAAACUGUUCGAGUUUUCACCUUCUCUGUUGGGCAGCAUAACUAUGACGUCACCCCUCUGCAGUGGAUAGCAUGUGCUAAUAAAGGUUACUACUUUGAAAUACCAUCAAUUGGAGCCAUCAGAAUCAACACACAAGAAUACCUGGAUGUCCUGGGACGUCCCAUGGUGCUGGCUGGGCCUAAAGGUAAACAGGUGCAGUGGACCAACGUCUACCAGGAUGCUCUGGGUUUGGGGCUUGUCAUCACAGGAACGAUGCCAGUUUUCAACCUCACUGCAGACAGCGCUAGCUCUCAGAACCAGCUCAUCCUUGGGGUUAUGGGAGUAGACGUUGCAAUUAAUGAAAUCAAGAAGAAGACUCCAACAUACAGACUUGGGGCCAAUGGCUACACAUUUGCUACUGACCCAAACGGUUACGUGCUGCUGCAUCCUAACCUAAGACCCAAGAUCAUUAACUUCAGGGAGCCCGUCACUCUGGACUUUCUGGAUGCAGAACUAGAAGAUAACAACAAGGAGGAGAUCCGCCGACAGAUGAUUGAUGGCAGAUCGGGGCAAAGAAAAAUCAAGACGCUCAUUAAGUCAGUUGAUGAGAGAUACAUCGACGAAGCCAUGCGAACGUACACAUGGACGCCCGUAGAAGGUACAAACUACAGGUGGGUUUGCAUCUAACAAUGCAUUACCUGACAUUCAGACCAAAAUAGUGGAACCUGUAAGUGUUUUUUAAAUAUCUUCUUUCACUUUGGAUUAGCUCACUGUUAUAAAUAUGAAGUGCAGCUGCUGCAUCUCAAGAACUGAGUUACUGUCUUAAUAGGCUGUAAAAAUACCAAAACUGGGUAAUUUAAGAGGCUAAAAAUACCAAAUUAAGUCUAAAACUUAAUUAAAUCAGUUUUUAAUAUUGAAGUUGCACAUAGUUAGGCAAUCUGGCUUCUGAUUUACAUCUGCCCAGUUCUGUUAAUAUUUAUCUAAGAAAUUAUAUAGUUAUGCAGUUUUAAAAUCUGACUGUUAUGGUUUACAGUAGUGAGAUAUUUUAAAGCAUGAUCCUGCUAUGGGUUGUACUUCAGAUGUUUUCAUACAUUUACGCCUUCAAAAGGACAAAAUUAAAAAAAGCAAUGCCAUUUUCUGAAUUAUUUGGUUUAAAUUCAGUAUUUUAGUUCUGCAACAGCUUGAUGGAUUAGGCAGAAUCAGUUUAUAAUCAGUUUAUAAGAUAUAUAUAUAUAUAUAUAUAUAUAUAUAUAUACACUAACUCUGUAAGUCCUCACAUGAAUUUGGUCAAAGUGCAUCAGGACAAAGGGUUGCUGCUAUUCAAAAGUCUUUGGUUUGCACACAUUGAGUAAAAUAUUCUGGAUUUCUUCCAGAAUAUUUUAUUUGAACAAAAAUCUGAGAAAUUAAGACUCUUCACAAAUGGACAUAGUUAUCAAUCACCUGUUGAUUUUCGAAAAAUUACUAGAACUGAAUUUUGAAAUUGAAUUUGUUGUUAGCUUCAGUAAAAAAUAAGAAAAAUGUGUUGAAAUAAAAACCUUCAAAAGAAUCCUAAAGGGAAAAUAUUAUUCUGCCUUAAGAUCAACAACCAAGUCAAAUGAAUUCACCUUUUUAUUUUUUUUUUCCACCACUUUAUAAAUAAACCAUACAUUAGUUGUUAACUGUGUUUUUCUUUCCUGAUUCUGCCUUUAAAGCCAAAUGCAAGCAGUGUGUGUGUUUUGUAUCACCUUAAUAUUUUUAACUAUGAUUUAUAAAACUUCUUAAUUCAAUUUAUGGCAAAGACAAUUAUUUACAAGAAAGACAAACUAAAAUGUUAAGCCUAUUUAUAUAUAUUUUCUUGCUGUAUAAAUCAAUAGUCAACUAGAAAUGCUUACAGAUGUGUGAGCUUCAUUUAAAUGCUGUGUUUUAAAGUGCAAAGAUGCAUAAAACUCUUUGUUGGAAAGCUUGAGUUUCAUGCAUCUCCUAAUUAAUCCACAUUUCAAAGUAAAAUAGAGUCACACAAAGACCAGAAAAGGAUCAGUGAACCUUUUGAACAUUUCAUGUUUAGUUUAAAAAUGAGUUUAGGUUUGAAAAGUAUUCAAUCGUGAGAACCGGGGCCAGAGAUAAGCCAUCAUUAAUCUUUGGCUAUUCAGUUGUAGUUUCUCAAAGCUUAUUGAUGAUGCAGAGGGAUAAAUGAGCUUUAUGCAUUGGGGGGAUGAGUACCUUGUUUCUCUUGAAUGUGCAAAUGCAAGGCUGAUGCAACAAAGGCUGAACCAUUAGUCUGGAUCUUAUUAUUCUCCUCCUUUGUCAUGGUGAG
Molecule: messenger RNA, 3898 nt
Organism: Poecilia latipinna (sailfin molly)
Lineage: Eukaryota; Metazoa; Chordata; Actinopteri; Cyprinodontiformes; Poeciliidae
Product: voltage-dependent calcium channel subunit alpha-2/delta-2-like
Exons: 21
Coding region: 457-2292 (611 amino acids)
Cellular component (GO): voltage-gated calcium channel complex
Molecular function (GO): voltage-gated calcium channel activity
Source: RefSeq, a predicted model, not a curated record